AUGGAUAACAACAGCCAGGCCUCUACCAACUACCGCGAAGCCUUCCAACUCUUCGAUAAGCGAGGCAAUGGCCGCGUCGACCGCGGUGCUCUCGGCGACCUACUGCGCGCCUGCGGACAGAACCCGACCCUUGCUGAGAUUGCGGAUUUGGAGCGAGGAGUUGGCGCAGACUUCGACUUCGACACCUUCUCCAAAAUCCUCAACCGCCCCGGCGGUUUCCGCGAGCCCUUUGAUAUCGAAGAAUACAUUCGCGGCUUCCAGGUCUUUGACAAGGACCGGUCAGGCUUCGUUGGCAAAGGCCAGAUUAAGUACAUCUUGACGAAUUUGGGAGAGAAGAUGAGCGAAGAGGAGGUUGAUGAGUUGUUCAAGUCGACAAUCGAUUCGAACAAUAACGAGAUCGAUUACAGAGAGUUCGUCAAGACCAUCGCCGAGAAUUAG
Molecule: messenger RNA, 438 nt
Organism: Lindgomyces ingoldianus
Lineage: Eukaryota; Fungi; Ascomycota; Dothideomycetes; Pleosporales; Lindgomycetaceae
Product: EF-hand
Exons: 3
Coding region: 1-438 (145 amino acids)
Biological process (GO): mitotic actomyosin contractile ring assembly
Cellular component (GO): myosin II complex
Molecular function (GO): calcium ion binding
Source: RefSeq, a predicted model, not a curated record